AUGAAUACUAAAAAAGGUUCUGUGAGUAGAAUGUGUAAAGUGUCAAAUUGCCGUAACCUGAAAAGUGCAAGUGUAAAAUUGUAUAGUUUACCAAAGGAGGGUGUAAGGCGAGACUUGUGGUUGGAGAGAAUGAAUUUAAAUUACAUCAACGACACCAACCUGAAAAAUCUAUAUGUGUGUUCGGAUCACUUUCUUACAGUUGGUGAUCAGCAAGUACGUAACAAUGUUGCUUUUGACAAGGCUGAUACUCCUCCAUUGAUGGAUGUAGAAACUGCAACUGAAGAUACCUCAAACAAUUUAGAUGAAGAAGUGGCAUUAAUUGAAGAUACAUUUGUAAGUGAUUCUCAUCCAAUCCCAUCCUUGAAUGAUGUAACAACAAGUACGGAAACUUUUGACAUGACUUCAACUGCCGAUGAUCAAAAUAUCAUAUCGGUUGAAACCACCUUUCAUGCAUUGCCUGCAUUAAAUAAUUCCAGUCAACCCAUCAGGGACGUCGAAUUUACUUCUGGUGAUUCAUCACUAACAACUUCAGUUGAUCAAGUAACAGAAUUAAUGUUGCAACUUACUGUUUUAAAAGAAAAACUAUUUCUUACUGAAGAAAAACUCCUGUACGCUAAUGAAAGGAUCUCUGAGCUUCAGGGGAAUUUAAUUACAUCCCGUGACAGAAUAGCAAUUCUAGAAAAAGCUGUUGAACAGCGACCAACAGUAUCAGAGAUAAUUAGAAAGGAAGAUAAUGCUACAUCAUUUUAUACAGGAAUAGAUUCUUAUGAGAAACUGUGGAUGAUGUUUAACUGGCUAUCACAAUUUGUGCCAAAAGAAGAUAAGCGCGUAAAGUUAGGUUAUUUCGAUCAGUUUUGUAUAACACUAAUUAAACUACGAUUAAAUCUAACCGAGCAGGAUUUAGCUUAUCGUUUUGGUGUAGGUAAAAGCACAGUAAGCAAGUAUUUUCUUUUUUGGGUACACGCUAUGUAUACGUGUUAUGUACCAGCCUUAAUAACAUGGCCUACAAGAGAGAAUAUGAGGUGUACCGUUCCAUUACUUUUUAGAGAUAAGUUUUGUAAUUGUGUGUGCAUCAUUGAUUGUUUUGAAAUUUUUUGUGAGCGUCCAAUUAAGAUUAAGGAGAGGGCGUCUACCUACUCAUCAUACAAAUCACACAACACCGUGAAGUAUUUGAUUGGAGUAACGCCGCAAGGAACUGUUUCAUUCAUUUCUAAGGGAUAUGGAGGUCGUUGCAGUGACAAAUUUAUAGUUGACGAUUCUGGUUUUUUGAACAAUUUGAUACAAGGUGAUUUAGUUAUGGCUGAUAGGGGAUUUAGAGUUCACGAGGCUGUUACUUUACGGAAUGCAACUCUUGCUGUGCCUUCGUUCCUUGGAAAGCAAACACAGUUGUCAAAUGUAGAAGUUGAGUACUCUAGAGGGCUUGCAAGGAUUCGUAUACAUGUUGAGAGAAUUAUAGGUGCAACAAAACAAAGAUUCACUAUUUUAGAAGGUCCUCUUCAUCGUGCAACACUUUCUGUUUCGAAGGGUGAAGAUUCAGCAAUAAUUGAUAAAAUUGUUAUGUGUGUUUAG
Molecule: messenger RNA, 1569 nt
Organism: Daphnia magna
Lineage: Eukaryota; Metazoa; Arthropoda; Branchiopoda; Diplostraca; Daphniidae
Exons: 4
Coding region: 1-1569 (522 amino acids)
Source: RefSeq, a predicted model, not a curated record